ACCCACUUUAUAUCGGAUAUCACUCAGCUAGUGGAGAUCGCUGAUUUUUAAAGAAAACAGACCUUUACCGCGCCGGUUUUUGCAUUGAAUACAGUUUGCCGGAAGUGCUUAACCCAGGUGACUGGCAAAUUAAAAGUUAUAUUAGCAUGAUUCAGCAUUUACCCUAAUUUCCAGAGUCCCAAUAAUUGACAAGCAUGAACGUUUGGCUCUGAGUUACCUUUAUUAACUCAAGAUACAUCAAAAAAUACAUAGCUAAUGUACACCAUUGACUGUUGUACACCGUCUGAGAGAAAAAAAAAGUUUAUCCAACUAUGACGACUUCCGUUACUGAGAAACCCGGAAAUGUGAAAAGGGUCCAUGAGCCGCGCGGCGCCAUCUUGAGGAGAGAACGGUUUUUUCCACAGAAUCAGGCGGACAGUCAGAAACUCACUGGCCUCUGCGGAGUGCCAGAUGCCGCGGGGAUUUCUCCUCUCUCUCCGCUCACAACAUGGAUUUCAACGUGAGGAAACUCGCCUCGGAUGCUGGGAUAUUCUUUUCCCGCGCUGUCCAGUUUACAGAGGAGAAACUGGGACAGGCUGAGAAGACUGAACUGGACACUCACUUCGAGAAUCUGUUGGCCAGAGCGGAUUGCACCAAAAACUGGACAGAGAAAAUCUACAGGCAGACUGAAGUUCUGCUCCAGCCAAACCCGGGUGCUCGCAUUGAAGAGUUCCUGUAUGAGAAGCUUGACCGGAAGAUUCCACCACGGGCCACCAAUGGAGAGAUUUUAUCCCAGUUCAUGCUGGAGGCUGCGAAGGAGUUUGGACCGGGAACACCAUAUGGAAGCACCCUGAUCAAAGUGGGCGACUGUCAGAGGAGGCUAGGCGGCGCUGAGAGAGAGUUUCUGCAGGCCUCGUCCAUCAGCUUUCUAACACCCUUGCGCAACUUCCUGGAGGGAGACUGGAGGACCAUUUCUAGAGAGCGGAGACUCCUGGAGAAUCGACGCUUGGAUCUGGAUGCCUGUAAAGCACGUCUCAAGAAGGCCAAAGCUGCGGAAGCCAAAGCGGCUGCUGUUCCAGACUUUCAAGAGACUCGACCACGUAAUUAUGUGCUUUCUGCCAGCGCAUCUGCACUCUGGAGCGAGGAGCUUGAUAAAUCGGAGCAGGAGUUACGGGUCGCUCAGGCAGAGUUUGACAGACAGGCUGAAGUCACCAGACUCCUGCUGGAGGGCAUCAGCAGCACACACGUGAAUCAUCUGCGCUGUCUGCGUGAGUUUGCGGAGGCGCAGGCCAUGUAUUACAACCAGUGUCACAAAUACAUGCAGGAGCUGCAGAGAGAGCUGGGCAGGUGUCCUGACUCUCUGGAGGUGAACUGUGAACCGUCCGGGAGCCCGUCAGACCUGCUGAACUCUCCGUCUCCGCUGGACUCAGACACUCUUCAGAUUGAGGAGGUCCAGCCUCCUGCCAGUGGCACACGCAAAGCCCGAGUCUUGUACGACUACACUGCCGCAGACUCCAGUGAGCUCUCACUGCGCGCAGAUGAGGUGAGAGCAACCAACGAUGUGACCUAGAAUUAAAACCUCCAUUAAUGAAACACUUUACUAGGGGUGUGAAUUUACACUGGUCUCACGGUUAGGAAUAAGCCGGUGUAAGAUUCUGAAGGUAUAACCUUGGAUCACAGUGAUUACUGCUCUAAAAUAUGUUCCCUUAAAUGUCUGGGUAAAAAACAACAACUUUCCCCCAUUGAACACAAUAUAUUUGAUUUUAAGAAACAUUUGAAAUAUUUUGCAGCAGUAAUCAGGCUAAAUAAUAAAGUUACUGAUUGGC
Danio rerio (zebrafish) is the source of this 1805-nucleotide messenger RNA. Lineage: Eukaryota; Metazoa; Chordata; Actinopteri; Cypriniformes; Danionidae. The record is from RefSeq and is a predicted model, not a curated record.